UCUAUAUCGGUUAGCUGACAUGGUUUUCCUAUUUCAGAUCGGGCAUCUACAUAUCAGUUAUAUUUGGGACUCGCAGCUCGUCAAGUCGAAAUGGAUGCACUACUGAAAAUUAUCUUAUUGAUCAGUUUUUUUUUAAUUGCUGUAAGUCUACACUUUACAAUAUGUGAUGAUGUUCCAUCUGCCGAAGCCGACACGGUUGUAACUGAAAGUGAGGAGCACUAUACCGCAUCAGAUGACUACGACAUUUAACGGAUACAUACAGAACCCUAUAAAGCCCAAUCAUGGGUAAAUAAAUAAGUUAUCUUUCGGACAAACCACCACUGACAAGUGGCUUUAUUUAUUUUUAAAAAUUAAGUUCACUGUCACUUGAUCUAUUAAAGUAUAGCCUACAUUUGUGUAGUGAACAACUUGAA
Drosophila subpulchrella is the source of this 413-nucleotide messenger RNA. RefSeq lists its product as uncharacterized. The transcript is spliced from 2 exons. Bases 91 to 249 code for a protein of 52 amino acids. The record is from RefSeq and is a predicted model, not a curated record. Lineage: Eukaryota; Metazoa; Arthropoda; Insecta; Diptera; Drosophilidae.